This is a messenger RNA of Daldinia loculata, 3565 nucleotides long. RefSeq names its product Cullin-domain-containing protein. Lineage: Eukaryota; Fungi; Ascomycota; Sordariomycetes; Xylariales; Hypoxylaceae. Gene Ontology annotation, cellular component: SCF ubiquitin ligase complex. The coding region runs from base 578 to 2884 and encodes 768 amino acids. The transcript is spliced from 5 exons. Gene Ontology annotation, molecular function: ubiquitin protein ligase binding. Gene Ontology annotation, biological process: protein ubiquitination; SCF-dependent proteasomal ubiquitin-dependent protein catabolic process. The record is from RefSeq and is a predicted model, not a curated record.
GUCAUUUGCGGUGUCUGCCUUAUUACAAUUAGUGAUGCGGCAACCUGAAAUCAACUCCAUCUGUUAAUUCUCACUUGUAGCAGCUGUGACAUCGAUUUUCAACUUCUUUUGAUUUCCGUUUCGGUUUCGAUUCACUUUUUUUUUUAACUGUUAGUUCCUUUUAACACAUUGUUUUACUUUCAAAAUCAUUGCGUCGCUAAUUGUCCACCGAACAGUGAGCCUUGCUAGACUAAGGUCACGAGUCUGGAAGAUUCACCACCUCAAAGACAAUGUAUGUACAUUGUUUGUCUUGGUGUUCUCUAUUUCCCCUAGCAUCCAUACCAUAUAAAACUUUCCAGACCCUCGCACCGAAUUUGUUUCGCCACUAUCUAUAGAAUCUAUAGAAUAUUCGCGUGCCCUUUACACGACUGAUUACCUACAUCACUUUGAUUGUCUUGUCUAUUGCUGACUGAGUUUUGACAUUCGCCCGUCUAGAGACCCGACUCCCAUCUUCAUACCCGAAAGCCAUCUGCCUGUCUGUCUAUAGUCCUCGUCUGGCACCCUCCUUGGGGGAUAUCUCUUCCGACAUCUUAUCACCAUGUCCUUAACCGCGGCACGACCUAUGCCCUCGGCGCCGAACCGAGAGGACAUCGGCCAGACAUGGGAGUACCUUCAGAGUGGUAUUUCCAAGAUUAUGAUUAAUCUACAGGAAGGAAUGGAUAUGGCCACUUACAUGGGCAUUUAUACGGCGGUUCAUAACUUUUGUACAUCACAGAAAGCUGUCGGUUUAGGUAGUUCCAGUGCCGUAGGACAGGCUCACAGAGGAGCGCAUCUCCUCGGCGAGGACCUCUACAAGAAAUUGAAGGAAUACCUGAACAACCACCUCAAUGGACUAUACGAACAAUCCAAGGGACAUGCUGACGAGGCCUUACUGGCAUUCUAUAUCAGAGAAUGGAAUAGAUAUACGGUCGCCGCCAAGUACAUCCACCACUUGUUUCGAUAUCUCAACCGGCACUGGGUCAAGCGAGAGAUGGACGAGGGAAAGAAGAAUACGUACGACGUUUACACUCUACAUCUAUACCAGUGGCGCACCGAAUUCUUUACACUCGUUAACAAGAAGGUUAUGGAUGCGGUACUCAUGCUGGUGGAGAAGCAGAGGAAUGGUGAGACAAUUGAGCAUAGGCAGAUCAAGCAGGUUGUCGAUUCCUUCGUAUCCCUCGGUCUUGAUGAGCACGAUGCAACUAAGUCGACUCUUGACACCUACAGAUUUCAUUUCGAGAAGCCGUUCCUUGCGGCGACGGAGGAAUUCUACAAGGCUGAAUCUAAGCAAUUUGUUGCCGAGAACAGCGUUGUAGAAUAUAUGAAGAAGGCCGAGGCCCGAUUAGCUGAAGAGGAAGAGCGUGUGCGCAUGUACCUCCACAACGACAUAGCGCUACCGUUGAAGAAGACAUGCAACAAAGCCUUGAUCGCUGACCAUUCCGCAAUGCUAAGGGAUGAGUUCCAAGUUCUCCUCGACAACGACCGAGAGGAAGACAUGGCCCGUAUGUACAAUCUUCUCUCUAGGAUUCCGGAUGGGCUAGAGCCACUACGAACGAAGUUCGAGGCUCACGUUCGCAACGCGGGCCUUAACGCGGUUGCAAAGGUUGCUUCGGAUGCCGAGAAACUUGAGCCCAAGGUCUACGUGGAAGCUUUGCUUGAGACACAUACCCGAUAUCAAGGUUUGGUGAAGCGCGCAUUUGCCGAUGAGCCGGAGUUCACAAGGUCUUUGGACAAUGCCUGCAGAGAGUUUGUGAACCGCAACGAGAUCUGCAAGGCAGGGAGCAGCAAGUCUCCCGAACUUCUCGCCAAGUAUACCGAUGUGUUACUGAGAAAGAGUGGGGCUGGCGUGGAAGAGGCUGAACUCGAUGCUACUCUGACGCAAAUCAUGACCGUUUUCAAGUACAUUGAGGACAAGGAUGUAUUCCAGAAGUUCUACUCGAGAAUGUUAGCCAGACGUCUGGUGCACAGCAAUUCCUCAUCUGAUGACGCUGAAACAAGCAUGAUAAGUAAGCUCAAGGAAGCAUGCGGUUUCGAAUAUACAAAUAAACUGCAGCGCAUGUUCCAGGAUAUGCAAAUCUCCAAGGAUCUCAACACCGGAUUCCGAGAGCAUACCAAGGGCCUGCAAUCAGAGAAGCAACCACUCGACUCUUCGUACUCGAUCCUGGGAACCAGUUUUUGGCCUCUGACCCCCCCUAAUACGACGUUCAACCCGCCAGCCGAGAUUCAAACCGACAUUGAUCGAUUCACACUCUUCUACAAGAACAAACACGAAGGUCGUAAGUUAAGCUGGCUAUGGCAACUCUGCAAAGGAGAGCUCAAGACCGGCUACUGUAGGCAAUCAAAGACGCCCUAUACUUUUCAAGUGAGCGUUUAUCAGAUGGCUAUUCUUCUGCAAUUCAAUUCGAAGGAUGCCCACUCGUACGAUGAUAUCGCAUCGGUUACCCAGCUGACUAGCGAGGUUCUGGAUCCUGCCCUCGGUAUCCUUCUCAAGGCCAAAGUUCUUCUUAUGAAGCCUGACGGCGAGAAGCCUGGUCCCGGAAAGAUGUUCCAUCUUAACUAUGAUUUCAAGAGCAAGAAGAUCCGUGUCAACCUUAACGUUGGCACCAAGACGGAACAGAAGCAGGAGGAGGCCGACACCAACAAGACGAUUGAGGAUGACCGUCAAAUGGUCUUACAAUCUGCUAUUGUCCGAAUCAUGAAGGCACGAAAGAAGAUGAAGCACAACCUACUAAUUACCGAGUGUAUUACUCAGAUCAGGUCACGCUUUGUGCCUAAGGUUGGUGAUAUCAAGAAGUGCAUCGAGAUCCUUCUUGACAAGGAAUACUUGGAGCGUUUGGAAGAUGACGAUCUCGGUUAUCUCGCUUAAGACAGACAUGAGCCCUUAGUCUGUAGCAUAAUUGCAUUAUACUCAGGCAUAUUCCCCCCGUAUUCUUUCUCCUGGCAUCCGUCGACGGCGGCGGCGGCGGCGGCGGCGGCGGCGGUUAUAUUCCUCAUGACACAUUGCGACGGUGGUGUAAUAACGAAAGCCCGGAGGUUGGCUCUCCAAACGGACACUCGGAAGGCGCUUUUUUAUUUUUCUUCCUGGUUCUUGGUUGGUGGGCUAUCUGACGCGAGGCGGUUUUCGGAACGAUCAACUAGACUUUAUUACGCGUUUGACGAGGCCCCGAGUUACUACAGAAUGCGACGACAAGCUGGGCACUUCCCACAAUACGUUUGACGGAGAGACCAGAUUUGGCACGAGGAGAAGAGGGCUGUGUCGUGUACAGAACGGAAACGCCUCGCUUAUAGCACCGCGGCUAGCUAGCUGCUCCUUGCUUCCCCCCUCCUCCUCCUAUUUUCCUACAUAUACCUAGGCUUAGGUAGCUAGGCCGAACCCCGGGUCGUCGUGAUGAGUGCUAGUGAUGAUACCUCAGGCGUCCCGAGCAGCUCCUGCUAUACCAUCUGGGUCUGUGUCUAGGUGGAACCGCAAACCCCAUAGAUACGAAUAAAUACUCUACAUCUACGUGCGCUAGUGUUUGUGUUGUGAAAAUGAUGUCUACUUUACUUC